Molecule: messenger RNA, 2159 nt
Organism: Blepharisma stoltei
Lineage: Eukaryota; Ciliophora; Heterotrichea; Heterotrichida; Blepharismidae
Source: the annotation of a GenBank genome assembly
AUGCUAAAAACCAAAAUAACAGAAAACCCAGAGAGAAUUAUAAGAAGAUCCACAACUCCACAAUCCAAGAUUCGACAAUCUGAAAGUUUUUCAAUUUUAAAUCCUAGAUCUGAAACUCCCUCCAGAAUGACAUUUGCUUCAGAAAAAUACCAUCAAAGAAGCACAGUUUUUGAUUCCACAUUUGAGCAAUCAUCAAUUGACCAAGGUCGUGUAACCCCAUCUCAUAUAAGAACAAAUUUAAGCAGAUCUCCCACAAGGCUAAGAGAAACAAGAACUUUUGCGUCAACUGUAUUUUUACCUCCUGAGCCAGCCGGCUUAACGGUAAGUCCAUACAAGCCUAAAGAUCACAGCGUUCAUGAUUUAUUUGGAAAUGAAGAAACAGACUGGUUCUGCAAAAAGAACACAAUUCGUAGCUAUGAGCCAAAUUUCCAGCCGAAAUAUAAAGAAAUCAACCCAUCAAGCACCAAAAAUCAAGAUAUGUAUGGAAAAGCUUCAGAUUUUUGUAUUCCAAAAGGCGAAUUGGAAGAAAUUCUCCCUUCAAAUUUGACUGCAAAAGAUGUUUAUGUGAAUCGGCACCCAACUGAUCGAGAUAUGAGCCCUUCAAUAAGAAAAUCCUUUGAUACAGUUUCUCAAAUUUUCCCUAAAUCUGUAAAAGGAAAGGAAAAUGAGCAACAAAAUAUAGUCAAAAUUCCAGAAAAACCAGAGAAUAGCAUCAAACUUGUUAAUGAAGACGAAUAAUUUAAAUAUGGCGUCUCACGGCCAUACAUCCUCGACUCAUAUUUUAAUUAUAUCCGGCAAGGUUUUUUCUAGCUUUAAGAUGGACAGCAAUGCUAUGGUAACCAAUUCUGCAGGUGGCGGAGCCUAGCCCAAGUCCAACCUCGAGACUGGUUUUUACCUCGAAGGAAAGGAGGGUUCAGAUUUGGAAAGGGCAAGCCCAGCAAGGUCUACAGGCAAUCCCUAGACCAAUCGAGCAACUACCUAGCGUGAAACUGAGCGUUACGUCCCAGGAUCUGAACUUCAACCUUUGCCGAUAGGCUACCAGAAAUUCCAUUUUUUGGAAUUUCGUAAUGCCAACUUCGUAAUCUCUCAGCCUUAGGAGGCCGCACAAACCCGUAGACUGCCCACUCAACACUGGAGUCUUUUACAAGAGGCAAGGAGGAGACCCGACGGAAGGAAGGUCGCAAAGCGGUUCAAGGGAUCCUCAGUGAUUGCGUUAAAAUUAAGGGCAUGAGCCCGUCUACAUAAUGUAAUGUAAUGUUAAUGAAGACGACGAAAAAAUUUUUAAAAAAUCCAGAGAGCAUAAUUCAGUGACUCCAAAACUGAAAAGAUCAGCUAAAUUUGAAGAAUCUCUAAGCUCAUCAUCUAGAAUCCGAUUAAUCAAAAAAUCAAAAGAUGUUGAAAAAAGCGCGGAAAGAGAAAUCGUGCCAAAAGUAACUAAAGAAAACCUUGAAGAGCCAAAAGAAGAAAUCAAGCCAAUUCCAAAAUCCCAAAGCCACAAUUUUCCAGUAGUAAACAUAAGCGCAAAAGAGCUUAAAAAAAGAGAGCUGAAUCUUACAAAUAUAGAAUACAUAAAAGAUGAAAGCCGCCUCGAAGAUUUUGAGAUAUCUGGACUAACCCCAAAUACAGAUGAAAGGGCUAUUCGUGAUCUUUGUAAAGGCGUUCAUGUAGUAAAUAUAACCCCAAAAUACAACAAUAUAACCGGAGAAUGUGCUGGGUCAGCAAUCUUAUCAGUCCGAUACCAGCCUCAGUAUAAAUCCAUUGAAAACCUACAAUUGAAUUGCAUAGAGAAAGGUCUGAAUUUAUCAGCAUCUAAAAAAGAAGUUGGCAAAAAAAAUAAUUAUGCAGAACUCUCAACAAGAAGAUUUUUAGACAAUUUCUUGAAAAGUGAAGAAAAAAGGAUUAUUGAUAAGUAUGCGACGCCAAGAGUGCAAAGGCCAGAUUUGAUAUCUUCUGAUGACGUUUAUGGAAGCAGCCCUGGAGUAGGAAGAAUCAGCUAUUUUACACCAAGAGCGCCUGAUAGGUUUAGAGCUUCUAUGGACUCCUGGAGUAAGGUAAAAAACACUCCUUCAAAAAGUCCUACACGCUCUGUAUCGAAAUCGAGGACUGAAAAUUUCAUGAAAAGCACUGUUUCUUCUUGUAAUAAAGUUAAAAAGGUAUAA